Molecule: messenger RNA, 1112 nt
Organism: Aspergillus sclerotioniger CBS 115572
Lineage: Eukaryota; Fungi; Ascomycota; Eurotiomycetes; Eurotiales; Aspergillaceae
Product: DNA-directed RNA polymerase II subunit RPB4
Exons: 3
Coding region: 235-681 (148 amino acids)
Biological process (GO): nuclear-transcribed mRNA catabolic process, deadenylation-dependent decay; positive regulation of translational initiation; transcription initiation at RNA polymerase II promoter
Cellular component (GO): P-body; RNA polymerase II, core complex
Molecular function (GO): nucleotide binding; translation initiation factor binding
Source: RefSeq, a predicted model, not a curated record
GCACGAUCAUCUAUCUCAUCAUCUCCACCCGUAACUUACUAAUAAAUAACCCAUCAAUCAAUCCUCACCAUCUAAUCAAUCCGUGAUAACCACAUCAAGGCGGUAACCCCCUCACCGCCCUCAUCUGCCGCCGCAAAACUCAACGCGCCAGAUUCCCCCAUCUCGCACCAACAUCAUCAGCUAUCUCACGUCUACGAAACAACCCACGACCUCAUCACCCCACGAAAAGAAACCAUGAGCGUCCAACUCCCCCCAGCCACCCACCGCAAGCGCACCCUUCCCCAAGGCGAACUCGAAGCCGCCUCGACACUCAAGCUCGGCGCCGACCAGAACACGCACACGCUAUCGCUGUCCGAAGCGCGUCUCGUCAUCAACAAGGUAUUGGAGAAUAAGCGCAGAGGCGGGAAGAAAUACGAGGAACCGGAGAACCUUACGAAAACGUUGGAUUACCUGGAGGUGUUUGCGCGGUUCAAGGAUGAAGAGAAUAUCAAGGCUGUUGAGCGGUUGUUGAAUUCGCAUACAGAAUUGGAGAUGUUUGAGAGAUCGCAGUUGGGAAGUCUAUGUUGUGAUAAUGCGGAGGAAGCCAAGUCACUUAUUCCUAGUCUACAGCAUAAGAUCUCAGAUGGUGAUUUGCAGGAGCUGUUGGAUGAGUUGACGAAAUUGCGCAACUUCACGGAGUAGAUUCGAUUCUUUCCAUCAGUUUGGUUCGACAUACCGCGGUCCGGUUGUCUUUGUUUGGGGUUCGGUAUAGCAUGGAGUUUUGGAGUUAUGACGCGACGCGAUGCAUAUACAGAAUUCGAUGAAACUGAAAGAGGAAGGGGAUUUUUUUUUUUAAAAAAAAAAAAAGAAAAAAGAAAAAGAAAGAAAGAAAAAAGGAGGAAAGCACAUACUUGCAUUGGUUGUGGACGAUCAUGUCGUCAUGGUGAUUCUAUUUUUUUUUCUCAACCUUUCAGGAGCUAAAACAUGUGGAAUCGUCCAUGCGAGCAUUAUUAAUUGCGGCUAGAGUUUGUAUGUGGAUAGUAACAAUCUAACCAUGCGACGAUGACAUGAAAAUGGGACGUGCCAAUGCCUGGUUGCUGUUGGCGGCGGUGAUGUGGUUAGUGGUGACUGUU